UGCCAGGCAGAUGGCACCUGCGCACCUGUGGUACGUCGUGGGAAGGUAAGCUACGGCAAGGAGGAGGCGCCUUGUGUUGAAUCAUUGAGCAGGUGAGGCGAAGCUUUAUAUUCAGUUGAAUGUUACAUUCACACACACAAACGAGUCAUUCUUCUCCUGUCUCUACGCGGUGUCUAGGCUUCACUGAUCAGAAAGAAAAAUGGUGUCCCAGUUGGAAAAAUCAAUGGAGGGCCUUAUCAAAGUAUUCCAUAACUACUCUUCAAAAGAAGGGGACAAGUACAAGUUGAGCAAAGUCGAACUGAAGAGUCUGUUACAGGGAGAACUCAGUGACUUUCUGGCGGCCAGUAAAGACCCAAUGGUCGUGGAACAAAUGAUGUCUGACCUGGAUGUAAAUUGUGAUGGGGAAGUCGACUUUCAAGAAUUUGUUGUCCUGGUUGCAGCAUUAACUGUUGCUUGCAAUGAAUUCUUUGUGGAGAGUGUGAAGAACUAAGUCUUUUCUUGUUGGCAUGUUUCCUAACCUGUCCUUCACAUAUCAUGAAGGCAGGCAGGUAUAUCUUUGGGAAUAAUUUUAAUAUGAUCAACAUGUUUGUUACAGUCCUUUGAAAAAUGUUGCUAAUACCACAUUUAAUUAACAUUUGUUGAAAGAUCAAUGUGAAUAAUUUAAAUGUAUUUCAAACUUAAUGGGAAGUGGUAUUUGGAAUUGUACAUCUAUGACUAACAACUUUGUGGUAAGUUGUAGUAAAAUAUACAUUUCCUCUCAAGA
Messenger RNA from Alosa sapidissima (American shad), 763 nucleotides. It is a transcript of the gene s100a1, whose product is annotated as S100 calcium binding protein A1. The record is from RefSeq and is a predicted model, not a curated record. NCBI's taxonomy places the organism in Eukaryota, Metazoa, Chordata, Actinopteri, Clupeiformes, Clupeidae. Bases 200 to 490 code for a protein of 96 amino acids. Gene Ontology annotation, molecular function: calcium ion binding. The transcript has 3 exons.